GGCUGACAGCUGACUCUGGCCCCCUACAAAGUUCCUUCCACCUGUGGGUGGGAAGGGGAAAGAAUUCAUUUUAUUUCCUCCCCACCUCUUCUUUUCACCUAUUCUGGGAGAGGAAAAAAGCAGGGGGUGACUAGAACUAGGGCUCACAGUUUAAAAACAAGAGUUCUCCUUUUUAAGAUUGAGGAAUUGUUCAGACCUUCACUCUUUUCUUGGCUAUCGGCAGACCCUGCUGUGGAACCAUCUCCAGAGUAAGCCAACAAGGGUCUGAAAUUCCAUGUGCAGAUUGUGUUGGACAACCAGGGAAGAACUAAGAUGGAACUGGGCAUGCUGAUAUAUUGUGAAUCUUAGUGCCCUAGAAGAUGCAAGCUCUCAGACACUCGAGAGCAACUGGAUGAAGGAUGUGAUUGGAGUGAAGCAAAAUGGCGAAGCGGAAGAGAGGAUAUGAUGUAAUGGCAGCUGGGAAGAAUAUGAAGUACGAUUCUCUGGUGCUUUUGUGCGAAUGGGGUUCGUGCGGAUUCACUGCAUCUGGAAUGGAAGAUUUCAGCAACCACAUCGCAGGGCAUUUAAAGGACCAAGUCCAAGGGGUUGAAAAUGACAUUGAACCACAAGAGGAGCACCAGUGCCAGUGGGCAGAGUGUGGGUUCUACUCAGUAGAGAGUUCAGCUGACCUGAUCCGUCACGUUUACUUUCAUGCCUACCACACAAAACUGAAGCACUGGGGCCUACAAUCUCUGCAGGCUCAGACUGAACUCGAACACUGUUUACUGGAUCAGCAGAGCCGCAAUGUCAUUCCAGAAAUCCCAGAGAGCUUUGUUUGUCUCUGGGGCCAUUGUGACAGCACUUUUGAGAAUCCGGAAUGGUUCUACAGACAUGUGGAUAUGCAUGGAAUGUGUUCAGACCGUGACGCAACCACAGAUGCUAAUCUAAUAAUCCCCUGCUGUUGGAAAGAUUGUGAAGCAACUUUCAAAGUGAAAUUUAAGCUACGGGAGCAUUUACGUAGUCACACGCAGGAAAAAGUGGUGGCCUGUCCUACCUGUGGAGGGAUGUUUGCCAGCAACACCAAGUUCUUUGACCAUAUCCGGAGGCAGACAGCCAUGGAAUACCAACGGUUUCAAUGCUCCCACUGUUCAAAGAGAUUUGCCACUGAAAGACUACUCAGGGAUCACAUGCGGCAUCAUGUGAACUAUUACAAGUGCCCAUUUUGUGAUAUGACCUGCCCAGCACCUUCUGCCUUGCGGAACCACAUCAAAUUCCGCCAUAGCGAUGAGAAACCGUUCAGAUGCGAGUACUGUGAAUACAGCUGCAAGAACUUGGUGGAUCUAAGAAAGCAUUUGGAUACGCACAGUGAGGAUCCGACUUAUCGCUGUGAGUUUGCAGGUUGUACAUUCAGUGCUCGAUCCCAAUAUUCCAUCAAGUCCCAUUACAGGAAGGUACAUGAGGGGGAUUUGGAACCCAGAUACAAAUGCCAUGUUUGUGACAAAUGUUUCACCAGAGGUAACAAUUUAACUGUACACCUCAGGAAGAAGCAUCAAUUUAAGUGGCCUUCAGGUCACCCACGAUUCAGAUACAAGGAGCAUGAAGAUGGUUACAUGCGGCUGCAAUUGGUACGUUAUGAGAGCGUUGAACUGACCGAACAACUAAUGAAAGACCGGGAAAAGCAGGAAGGCCGCGUGGACAGCACGUCAGAGAGUUUGGUUUUGUCAGAAGCAAACCUAAGAGGGAUUAUACUGGAACCAAUGGAGGAAACAAACAGUGAGGAACAUGAGAAAGGGAGGCACAGCCCUGAUGCUCUGAACUAUUGUACAGCUGAGUACGUGGAACAUCCCAGUCAUGAUAAGGCUGCUGGUGGAGAAGAUCUCCAAGAAUCGUCAUUGGAUUCCCCCGACUUGAAUAAAAAUCCCAUCAUCCGGGUGGUCAAUCGGACAAACGAGCAUGGAGAGAAUGAAACCGUUUACUACGUUCUGACCAAUGCACCACAUACCCCAGGGAACACAGGAGUAUCUGGUGAGGACACAAAUAUGGAGGUUGAGGGAACCUCAGCCGACAAUAUAGAAAAGACUGCGGAAGAACUAGGCAUUCAAAUAAUUGGCUAGGACUAACCACCCACGCAAAUUCUUGAUGCAGAUUUUAAGCCUUGAUCUGAUCUGUAUAUUCUGUUUUACUUUUGAGUCAAGAGUGAGCUUUGUGAUGCUCUAUUGAUUUGGUUGGCCAAAAUGGGGUGUAUUUAUAGUCAUCAUGUUUCUUUUAGUGUACCCUUUCCUUCAAAACAAGGGGUUCAUUAUGUUUUAUCUGUAGCAUUGUCAGGCGCAAUGUGAUCUCUAUUAAAUUAUGCUUUAAUCCUUAGGUUAAACAAAUCUGUUAGAAAAUAGAUUUUGGCAGAUCGUAGGUGGUCAAUGUCAACACAGCAAGUACAGUUUUCACCAGCAAUUGUAUUUUUAUUGUGUAAAAGUCCUCUGGUGUUAUUGCUGUUCAUUUUCGUGAAAUGUACGAUCUUUUUGCCCUGCAGUCCUCUUCACAAACAAUUAUAAAAUAACUCCUUGUUCUUACUCUUGAGGAGUAGAAAUUACUAUAGAAAAUUUCCUUUGUUCUGCCAUUGCUUUCCUUUUGCUCCUUCAGGCACCAUGCCCUAAGAGGUGACCAUGGACUUCCAUUUGGAUUGGUCCAUGAUCUAAGCUUGGUACUGCAGUGGUUUGCCAUUUCCUCCUGCAGUAUGGCUGACCAGGAAACUUUCCCACUCUUGCUUUCUUCCACCAGGCUGAUAAUCAACCUGUUUGGCCACAUUAUGAACGCAUCUUCCUCGGCCAUCAAACCCUGGUGUGGAACUUGAAUCUGGAGCUCUGGGUCCAGAGGCAGCGACACUACCCACUACACCACAAGACUUCCGCCGUUACUUUUACACAGCGGAAUAACAAUAUGAUUCCUGAAAUUAUUAAAAUAAUUUCACUUGAGGGCCAUUGAUCUCUGCCAUCUCGACCUAGAAGCAUUAGCCUUUAGAUCAUAUUGUAUAUCCUGUUUUACUUUUGAGUCGGAGUGAACUUGACUAUAACAAGGACCAAAAAUGUUUUCUAUACUGUAACGAUAGUAUCUUACCACCAGUUUCUCAGCAUACUCAUUUUCCCACUCCCACCUCCACUCUCUUCCCUCACACACCAGUUUUUAAGGAUCUGUUCUGGUUCAAAUCUUAACACCACCUGAACUCAAAAGUAAGUAUUUUCUGGGUGGUUGAUCACUCUUUCUCUUCAUGGCUCUGCUACCCAGCUUUUUGAGUUUUUGCUUUUAACUUCAAUUUGUAUUGUACCUGUCCAAGAUCAAGCAGAAUCAAAUAGACGGAAGACAACUUUAAGAUGCAUCAAAUUCAAAAUAUCAAGAACACGUUAAUUCAAGACUUUUUUUCCCCUUUGUGCAUGUGUAAAACACCAUGUUGCUCCCAGGUUGAUACAACCUGCUUCUUAACCUGUCCCCAGAUGGAGCCUUCCAAUAUUUUUUAAAAGCACCAUUAACUACUGAGUAAUAACAAGAUGUCAUUUGAGCUUCCAUCCUAGGCUUUGGCAUGCAACAUUUAGCCAGUGUGCUACUAGGUAGCUUUGAUUUAGAAGUUUUAACCUGUUCACCAUAUGCCACAUAUUUGCUUCUAAAAGAUGGUGUUAUUUUGGCAAUAUGGGGGGGGAACGAGUUCUUGGGUAAAUAUUAAAGUACAGUGUUCUAAUAUGUAAUUGUUAAGGUUAAUCGUUAAUGUGACUAAAGUGUGUUAGAAUAGUGUGGUGAGCAAGUUUGCUUGAUUCUCUUCACUAGCGUGUGCACUUAGAGGCAUUUCUUAAAAUUCUUUUGCCAAUUGAAGGUUAUGCCUCCUGGCCCCAACUACUUGAAUUGCAACUUUGCCGUGACCAGAUUUUCUGCAGUGUAGGCCUGUCCUUUCCUAUCCGUGAGUGUUAGCCCCUUUAGUAUAUGGGGUGCUCUAGUUCUAAAGAUGCUGUAGUGUUACUGUCAGCCAACACCAGGAGCCACUCUGCCUCCACACAGUAUAUACCUGUGCAUCAAGCAGACAGGUCAGGACCUCAGUGGAGCGCAUUGCUAAUCUUGCACAUCAGCGACCUUAUCUUGCGUUCCGACAAGCUAUAUUGCAAUGGGAAGGCUAUGGAUUUACAUUUUCGCUUUAGGGCACCAAUUAAUUAUGUAGCAGUGAAAAAAUGGAAUGUUGUUGAUAGGGACCAAAAGUAACAUAAUUAUACAGCGCCUUUAAUGUUCCAACACUCUUCAGAGGAACAUUAUCAAACAAAAUUUUACACCAAAUCACAUGAAAUAUUAGGGCAGAUGAUAGAGAGAGGUUUGAAGGAAUGUCUUAAAGGAGAGUUUUAGGAGGGAACUCCGGAGCUUAAGGCCUAGGCAGUAGAAGGCAGGCUGCCUUGCAGCCAGUUUCUCAAUAUGUUCAAUGUGUGGCCAUGCUACUCCUGUUUGUUUUGGAACUUGGAAAUUAUGACCUGAAUUUCUUGGCCCCCUCUGCUGAUAACUCAGUAUGAUGGGUACAGGUUGGGAGGAAAGUUGCUCAGAGUCAGAAGCACUUAGCCUCCACCAAUUUUUGGUAGAACAAUUAAAGUGGGGGAGGCUCAAAAUGGGACCAACACAUAUCUUGAAGCCAUGAAGCAGCAAGAUUUAAGGGGGAAGGCAAAACUUAUAGCUAGGUACAAAUAAACGCAACUGAAAAAGAAAUUGACCCCCGAACUCCUUGGGUUGACAGCAUCAAAUACCUGCUCGGUGCUCACAUGACUGGUCUCUCCUAUGGUGGUUGGUGGGGGGUACCACAGUUUGUAUAUGAGUUAAGGGUGGGGAGGAAAUGGGCCAUAAUUUCCCUCCUUGAACACAACCCAACAAUUACUGCUGGAAAGUUGAUAUGCAUGUUGGAUGGGAGCAAUGUUUGACUUAGCUGUAAAGACUAUCCUGUCCCAGCUGACAAUGGAAACUCGGUGUUAAUGCUCAUGUGGGAACAAUAGUCUCCUGGACAAGAAACUGGAUGGACAAUAUCUGAAAACAGACCCCAGUGGGGAUUGAAUUGUCAUAAGGGGAGAAGGUUAAAAUGGGAAAUUAAGAAAGAUAGACUGAAAGGCAAUACAUUGACAUUUGCUUUAAUGGGGAGAGGGAUAAACAUUGAAGUACCUUCAAGGUUAUGCAAGAUUGCAGCCAGUUUCUCCAUAAGUUCAAUGUGUGGCCAUGCUACUCCUGUUUGUUUUGGAACUUGGAAACUAUGGCCUGGAUUUCUUGUCCCUCUCUGCUGAUAACUCAGUAUGAUGAGUACAGGUUGGGAGGAAAGUUGCUCAGAGCCAGAAGCAUUUAGCCCCCACCAAUUUUUAGCACCCCAUUUCCUGCAAGUGAGGUUGCACUUUACAAUGCAACUUACGGGUCGGUAUGACAUCAGUGGGUGCUAAUUGAGGCAAUACACCCUCUGACAUGUUUCCUAUCUUUAGUGUUGUGGGAACCUUGGGCACCAUGAACUAAUGGGUGUCAUUUGCAGAGCAAUGCAUUACAGAGUGUACAAGGGAUUUGGGUUUCAAAUUUUAACAGAAUUUGGCUGUUUUAUUUUACAUGCAACUCGGAGACUGCCACAAUGCAAAACUGUGAUUGUUGCACUAAAACUUAGAGUCCAGACAGAGGUUAGGGAGUGGACCUAAUAUAAUCCCCCAAGGCCAGAAAACUGGGGAGGCAGAAUUCCCAAGUUGCUGAACACAUUUCAUUUUAAUAACAGCAGAGCACUGAGAGCUGUAAUUUUUUUUUGUUUUUUUUACUCCCCAUACCCUACUGAAACAGAAUGGUACUAUCACUAAAGUUAAAAUUAUUGGAGUGCUAUCUGGAAUAUCUACAUUGUUUCUUUUCGCCCCAUGUUUGUCAGCUGUGCCCUUUGAUCAUGUAACCAUUUUUUUUGUAACUUAUUUUUAGUGUAGUUCUCAAAGGUAGGACUAGAGAGCCUGUACUGCAUUAUUUAGAAUAACUGAAUAGCACUGAGCAAGUAUUAAACUCCUGGAAUGAGACAGAAAAUGCUGGAAAUACUCAGAAGAUCAGGCAGCGUCUGUGGAGAGAGUUAACAUCUCAGGUGGAUUACUCUACAUCAGAACUGUAAGAGAUAUCUGUAAUCAUGGAGUAGAUCCGAAACACGAACGGUGGAGUUUCAGUUGGAAUCUUUACAAUACGUUGGAGCUGGAGUUGGUUGCUAAGGAAGGAGAUGUGGUUGUGGAAUGCCACUUGCCAACCAAUCAGCAUUCUCUUCACAUACAGUAUAAAUUAUUGUUUGCCCCUUAAUUUGGUAUUCUCACGAGUGUCCUGACGAGUGCAAAACAACAAGCUUAGACAUGUCUUUUUUUUCAGCAAAACUCUAGUUCUAGACUCUCCAACCAGAGGAAGCAGGUGCUCACCAUCAAUCUUGUUGAGGCCUCCCAGAAUUUUUUAUGUUUCAAUGAGACCACCUUUCAUAAUCUCCAGAGUAUAGGCCUAUUCUUCAUUUUCUCUCAUCCCAGGAAUCAACCUUGUAAACCUUCAUUGCACUGCAUCUAAGGCAAAUAUAUCUUUCCUUGGGUGUAGAGACCAAACUAUAGAGUAUUCCAGUGUUGUCUCAGAGAAACCCUGUACAAUUAAAGCAGGAGCUCCAUUACUCUCAUACCCCAACCCCAUUGCAAUAACGAUUAACAUGCCAUUUGCCUUCCUAAUUGCUGUACCUAUACGUUAACUUUCUGUUCACUGUGUGCAAGAGCAUCCAGACUCCUCUCUGAACACCAACAUUUAGGUUCUCACUAUUAAAAAUAGCCCAUUUUUCUAUUCUUACCAAAAUGAAUAAGCUCACUAUCUCUACAUGACGUUCAAUUUGUCACCUUGUUGCCCACCCUUUUAUCUACAAUACCUUUGCAGACUCUUGUGUUUUCACAGUUUACUUCCCCACCUAGCUUUAUACCGCCAGGCAAACCUGAUAUACUCCGUUGCUUCAUCCAUGCCAUUAAUAUGGAUUGUGAAUCGCUGAGGUCCCAGCACUGAUCCUUGGGGCAUCCCACUAGUAAUAGAUUUUGUUCAAUUUUGAAAUUACAAUGCAUCCUUUGCCCUCCACUGGAAAAGCAAAACCUCAUUUCAGACUGCUGAGUUCUGGGCUUCAGCUGACAGGAAUCCGCAAGUUGCAUGUUAAAUGUUUGAACAGGAGUCUGUGCCUUUGGAUCAGCGAAAGGAACUUUCUGAUCAUUUUGUUCAUCCAUCCUUCAGUUAAGCAGAGCAGAGGCAAUGAUGCUGAAGGAUACAAACCUUUUAACCCUUUCAGCUGGGCAAGGUUACACUGAGAUUUGUUUCCUUGAAUGUUGGAGGGAAUAUAACUGGUGAAACAUGGAGGAUUGGAAAUAUCUUCUUUGUGUGUUUAGCCACUUGAGUAUAAAAUUGCAGCAAAUGUUUGUACUUUAUCAAAACAACUGUUGACUAUUGGCCAUGGUAAUGUGAAGCAGGCACCUUAACCUCUGUGUUAAUACAUUGCUUGUAAAUUUUUAUAAUAAAAGCAGAACAACACCUUGA
Molecule: messenger RNA, 7533 nt
Organism: Carcharodon carcharias (great white shark)
Lineage: Eukaryota; Metazoa; Chordata; Chondrichthyes; Lamniformes; Lamnidae
Gene: hinfp
Product: histone H4 transcription factor
Exons: 11
Coding region: 420-2093 (557 amino acids)
Biological process (GO): anatomical structure development; regulation of transcription by RNA polymerase II
Molecular function (GO): DNA-binding transcription factor activity, RNA polymerase II-specific; RNA polymerase II cis-regulatory region sequence-specific DNA binding
Source: RefSeq, a predicted model, not a curated record